Molecule: messenger RNA, 666 nt
Organism: Centruroides sculpturatus (bark scorpion)
Lineage: Eukaryota; Metazoa; Arthropoda; Arachnida; Scorpiones; Buthidae
Product: prolyl 4-hydroxylase subunit alpha-1-like
Exons: 4
Biological process (GO): peptidyl-proline hydroxylation to 4-hydroxy-L-proline
Cellular component (GO): endoplasmic reticulum
Molecular function (GO): iron ion binding; L-ascorbic acid binding; procollagen-proline 4-dioxygenase activity
Source: RefSeq, a predicted model, not a curated record
GUUCCAGACCAUCCUCGUGCAAGAGGUAAUAAAGCCUAUUAUGAAGAUGCAAUCAGAAAAAGUGAACAACAAAAAAGAGGCGAUGACGGUGAUGUUCCUAUAGAAACAUACAUUGCAACCUCCGAAAUUCCUGAAGCUGUUGAAGAAUUAUCUGAGAGAGAAGUAUAUGAAAAAUUGUGUAGAGGAGAAAAAGUAAUGACACUUAUCAGUGAAAGUAAAUUAAAAUGCCAAUACAUAACAAAUAAUAAUCCUUUCCUCUUAAUACAACCUGUUAAAGAGGAAGAAAUGUUUUUAAAGCCACGAAUUGUAGUUUAUCAUGAUAUUUUAUCAGAUAAUGAAAUUGAAAUUAUUAAACAACUAGCCCAACCUAGAUUGAAGAGAGCUACAGUUCAAAAUUAUAAAUCAGGCGAACUUGAAGUAGCUAAUUACAGAAUUAGUAAAAGUGCAUGGCUUCGCCAUGACGAUGACCCAGUUAUUGCAAGACUUAAUAGAAGGAUUGAAGCCAUUACCGGAUUGAAUAUGGCCACUUCAGAAGAGCUUCAAGUCGUAAACUAUGGCAUAGGUGGACAUUAUGAACCACAUUAUGAUUUUGCUAGGGUAUUUAUUUUCAAAAUUAUUUAUAGUUAUUCUAAUUUGCUUAUAACCUGUUUAUUUAAUUUUGAUAUU